Molecule: messenger RNA, 2809 nt
Organism: Raphanus sativus (radish)
Lineage: Eukaryota; Viridiplantae; Streptophyta; Magnoliopsida; Brassicales; Brassicaceae
Product: cullin-3A
Exons: 2
Coding region: 446-2644 (732 amino acids)
Biological process (GO): protein ubiquitination; ubiquitin-dependent protein catabolic process
Cellular component (GO): cullin-RING ubiquitin ligase complex
Molecular function (GO): ubiquitin protein ligase binding
Source: RefSeq, a predicted model, not a curated record
CCCACUGGGUGAGACGGAGAGUCCACUUGUAUUAUUUCUCUUCCGCUCCAUCCUUUCUAUAUCAUCUUCAUCUUCAUCUUCAUCUUCAAUCAAAACCUCCACCUUCAAAUCUCUUCCCCUGUACACCGACGCUACAAUAAUAAUAAUAAUAAUUUAAAAAGGAUAUAUCCCCACUUCUCCCUUAAUUUCUCGUUUAUUCUGUUAUUUUCCCCCAAAAUCUCUUCCCGCAAGGCAAAGAAUACAAUUCCAAACCCUAAUCCGAUCCUCACCGGUCAGUCUCCGAUUCCCUCGAUCUAACCAUUUAAUCCUUCUCCAGAUUCGUUUUGCGAUCCGCUUUGGUUUUUCGUUGCGCAGAUUCAGGUUCCUGAUUCUACAUAAACAAAACAAAUCCAUCUUCGUCGUCUUCGAUCAUCGCUAGCUGUUAGUUUUUUUUUUUUGAAUCAAAAUGAGUAACCAGAAGAAGAGGAAUUUCCAGAUUGAGGCGUUCAAGCACCGCGUCGUCGUGGACCCCAAAUACGCCGAUAAAACGUGGCAGAUCCUCGACCGUGCGAUUCAUCAGAUUUACAACCAAGACGCUAGCGGUCUCAGCUUCGAAGAGCUUUACAGGAACGCUUACAACAUGGUCCUGCACAAGUUUGGAGAUAAGCUCUACACCGGCUUUAUCGCCACCAUGACAGCUCAUCUCAAGGACAAGUCCAAGCUCAUCGAGGCAGCUCAGGGAGGAUCGUUUCUCGAAGAGCUCAACAAGAAGUGGAACGAGCACAACAAAGCGUUGGAGAUGAUACGGGACAUCCUAAUGUACAUGGACAGGACUUACAUCGAGAGCACCAAGAAGCCACACGUGCAUCCCAUGGGGCUUAGUCUGUGGAGGGACAACGUGGUGCAUUCGCCUAAGAUACACGCGAGGCUUCUCAACACGCUUCUUGAUCUGGUCCAUAAGGAACGGACCGGCGAGGUUAUUGAUAGAGGGUUGGUGAGGAAUGUGACCAAGAUGUUUAUGGACUUGGGUGAGUCUGUGUAUCGGGAUGAUUUCGAGAAGCCGUUUUUGGAUGCUUCUUCUGAGUUUUACAAGGUUGAGUCGAUGGAGUUUAUUGAGGCUUGUGAUUGUGGGGAUUACUUGAAGAAAGCUGAGAAACGUCUGACUGAGGAGAUAGAUAGGGUGGGACACUACUUGGAUGGUAAGAGUGAGGACAAGAUUACUAGUGUGGUUGAGAAAGAGAUGAUUGCUAACCACAUGCAGAGGCUGGUUCACAUGGAGAAUUCAGGUCUUGUUACUAUGCUUCUGAAUGAUAAGUAUGAGGAUUUGGGUAGGAUGUAUAACUUGUUCCGCAGGGUGACCAGCGGUCUCGCUACCGUCAGAGAUGUGAUGACCUCGCAUCUAAGGGAAAUGGGGAAGCAGCUGGUUACUGAUCCGGAGAAGUCAAAGGAUCCGGUGGAGUUCGUGCAGCGGCUAUUGGACGAGCGGGAUAAAUAUGAUAAGAUCAUCAGCACCGCGUUUGGUAAUGAUAAAACGUUUCAGAACGCGUCGAAUUCUUCGUUUGAGUAUUUCAUCAACUUGAAUGCUCGUUCUCCUGAGUUCAUCUCCUUGUUCGUUGAUGACAAGCUACGGAAAGGACUCAAAGGUAUCGCAGACGCGGAUGUGGAGGUCGUCCUUGAUAAAGUCAUGAUGCUGUUCCGCUACUUGCAAGAGAAAGACGUGUUUGAGAAGUACUACAAGCAGCAUUUGGCUAAAAGGCUUCUCUCUGGCAAAACCGUGUCGGAUGACGCGGAGAAAAGUCUGAUCGUGAAACUGAAGACGGAAUGUGGCUAUCAGUUCACUUCGAAAUUGGAAGGCAUGUUCACUGACAUGAAGACUUCAGAGGACACAAUGAGAGGGUUUUACGGUAGUCACCCUGAGCUUUCAGAAGGACCAACACUUAUCGUUCAGGUUCUCACUACUGGUUCAUGGCCCACACAGCCUGCAGUACCUUGUAAUCUCCCAGCUGAAGUUUCGGUUCUCUGCGAGAAGUUCCGCUCUUAUUACCUUGGAACCCACACCGGUAGAAGACUGUCAUGGCAAACUAACAUGGGCACAGCAGAUAUCAAAGCCAUCUUCGGAAAGGGUCAGAAACACGAACUGAACGUGUCGACUUUCCAGAUGUGCGUUCUCAUGCUGUUCAAUAACUCUGAUCGUCUCAGCUACAAAGAGAUCGAACAGGCUACUGAAAUCCCUGCACCAGAUCUGAAACGUUGCUUGCAGUCGCUUGCGUGUGUGAAAGGCAAAAACGUGAUAAAGAAAGAGCCCAUGAGCAAAGACAUAGGAGAGGAGGAUUUGUUUUCAGUGAACGACAAGUUCACAAGCAAGUUUUACAAAGUGAAGAUUGGUACGGUGGUGGCUCAAAAGGAGACGGAACCGGAGAAGCAAGAGACGAGACAGAGAGUAGAGGAAGACAGGAAACCGCAGAUUGAAGCAGCGAUUGUGAGGAUAAUGAAGUCGAGAAAGAUACUUGACCACAACAACAUAAUAGCAGAAGUGACGAAACAGUUGCAGCCACGGUUCUUGGCUAACCCAACGGAGAUAAAGAAGAGAAUCGAGUCGCUCAUUGAACGUGAUUUCUUGGAAAGGGAUAAUACGGACCGGAAACUUUACCGCUAUUUAGCCUAAUAAGUUGAUUACCUCGACAACGAAAGGCUGUCUUCUCUGUUAAUUUGCUUUGUUUCUUUGUGUUUUGGUGUAAAAGCUUAUGAAGGGUACGGUAGUUGCUAGAAUCAAACAAUCACUGUAUUGCUGCCGUUGGUCGAAUAUUACAUUUGCUCCCUUUUUUGUCUU